Molecule: messenger RNA, 5001 nt
Organism: Cavia porcellus (domestic guinea pig)
Lineage: Eukaryota; Metazoa; Chordata; Mammalia; Rodentia; Caviidae
Gene: Tbc1d2
Product: TBC1 domain family member 2
Exons: 13
Coding region: 252-3032 (926 amino acids)
Source: RefSeq, a predicted model, not a curated record
GAUGUCUCUAGGUUGCCGAAGCUGGGCUCGCACUUGCGAUUUCCCUUGCCUCGGCCUCCCGCUGAAAUUACUGUCUUUGAAACGCCAAUAGGACCUCCAGCUGCAGCCCCCAGUCCUCUUCUGGGGGCGGGUCCACCGAUGGCUCCGCCCCCGCUCAGGUGUCUACCUCUAGUAGGUGCCCGGAGUCGCCGAGGUCUGGGCCCAGCGAUCCAGCGGGCAGCUUGUCCCUACGCGAUCGCUGGUCUGCAGCAAUGAAGGACGCCCAGGAGGACGUCCCGCAGUCCAACUCCCGCUCCUCGGGGUCCGAAGAGUCUGCGAGCUCGGGCCAAGGCCCCGAGGUGGGGCCUCCUGAGGAGGCGGAGGACCGUGCUCGGUCCCCGGAGGCGGCCCCCAAGAAACUUUGUGGGUAUUUGCGUAAAUUUGGUGGUAAAGGGCCAAUGCGGGGCUGGAAAUCCCGCUGGUUCUUCUAUGACGAGAGGAAAUGCCACCUUUACUAUUCGCGGACGGCGCAAGAUGCUAAUCCCUUGGACAGUAUUGACCUCUCUGCUGCAAUCUUUGACUGCAAGGCGGACGCUGAAGCGGGGACUUUCGAAAUCAAGACCCCUAACCGAGUUAUCACUCUGAAGGCCCCCACCAAGCAAGUGAUGCUGUAUUGGCUGCAGCAGCUGCAGAUGAAGCGCUGGGAGUUCCACAGCGGCCCGCCUGCUCCUCCCACCGCCCCUGACACCACCCCAGCCAGGAAUGGGCCUGCCCUGCACAUCGAGUUAGAGCAAGAGGAGGCCGAGCUGAAAGAGUUCCUGCACCCUGUGAAAACACCCCCUGGGCUUGUGGGUGCUGAAGCUGCCUUGCAGCCUGUCCCUGCCACGGCCCUGCGCCUUCAGAACAUCUCCCUCAAGCACCUGGGAACCGAAAUCCAAAACACCAUGCACACCAUCUGUGGCAACAAGCACGCCCAAGGAGCCACCCCUGGCUCUCUCGUGGAAGAGUCUCCACAGAGCGGGGAGCAGCCCUCGGCCCCUAACUCCAGCGCCCCAGGGAAGGAACCAGCAGAUUCUCCAAAGCUUGUGCACAAAUCCUCUCUGCCUGCCAGUCUCCCGCAGAAGACCAAGCAUCAGAGCACCACCUUCCCGUUCUUUUCCGAAGGGCUGGUGCGUCAUCGGACAGCUCAGGAGAAAGUGGUGGCCUUGGAACAGCAGGUGCUGGUGCUCACUAAGGAGUUAAAGUCUCAGAAGGAGCUGGUGCAGAUCCUAUACAAGGCACUGGAGGCUGCCCAGCAGGAGAAGAGGGCAUCCAGCGCAUAUCUGGCUGCAGCUGAGGACAAGGACCGUCUGGAGCUGGUGCGGCACCAGGUGCGGCAGAUCGCAGAGCUGGGCCGGAGAGUGGAGGCCCUGGAGCAGGAGCGAGAGAGCUUAACACACUCAGUCAGCCUGCGUGAGCAGGAGGUGAAGGAGCUGCAGCAACACGUGCAGCUGCUCAUGGACAAAAACCAAGCCAAGCAGCAGGUCAUCUGCAGGCUGUCUGAGAAGGUCACCCAGGACUUCACGCAGCCCCUCUGUGAGCCCCACUUGCGUCCCAGCUCUGCCGACAGGGACCUUCUCAGUCAGCAGGAGAGGAUGGAGCAUCUGAAGGAUGACAUGGAAGCCUACCGGACCCAGAACCGCUUCCUCAACUCGGAGAUCUACCAGGUUACCAAGAUCUGGAGGAAGGUGGCCGAGAAGGAGAAGGCCCUGCUGAUGAAGUGUGCCUACCUGCAAGCCAGGAACUGCCAAGUGGAAAGCAAGUACCUGGCUGGGCUGCGGAGGCUGCAGGAGGCCAAGGCCAGCGAGUGCUCCGAGCUGCUGCAGCAGUUCAUCCAGGAGGCGCUGCAAUGGGAAGCGGGCGCGGCCUCGGCGGACAGUGUGGAGCUGAGCCCCAUCAGUGAGUACGACGAGUAUGGCUUCCUGACGGUACCUGACUACGAGAUGGAAGACCUGAAGUUGCUGGCCAAGAUUCAAGCACUGGAGGUGCGUUCCCACCACCUGCUGGAGCUUGAGGCUGUGGAGCGGCCACUGCAGCAGCGCUGGGCUGCCCUGGCUGAGCUGUCACCCUCCACUGAGCUAAAGCAGCUGCUGCGGGCAGGAGUGCCCCGUGAACACCGGCCACGUGUCUGGAGGUGGCUGAUCCACCGCCGCGUCCAGCACCUGCACACCCCGGGCCACUACCAGGAGCUGCUGAGCCAUGGUCAGGCUUGUGAGCACCCUGCCGCCCGCCAGAUCGAGCUGGACCUGAAUCGGACUUUCCCCAACAAUAAGCAUUUCAUGUGUCCCACCUCCAGCUUUCCCGACAAGCUGCGUCGGGUACUACUGGCCUUCUCCUGGCAGAAUCCCACCAUUGGGUACUGCCAGGGUCUGAACAGGCUGGCGGCCAUUGCCCUGCUCGUCCUGGAGGAGGAGGAGAGUGCCUUCUGGUGCCUGGUGGCCAUCGUGGAGAACAUCAUGCCAGCUGAGUACUACAGCAAGACUCUCAUGGCAUCUCAGGUGGACCAGAGGGUGCUCCAGGACCUCCUCUCGGAAAAACUGCCCCGGCUGAUGGCCCACCUUGGGCAGCACCACGUGAACCUCUCCCUGAUCACCUUCAACUGGUUCCUUGUGGUCUUUGCCGACAGUCUCAUCAGUGACAUCCUCCUGCGGGUCUGGGAUGCAUUCCUGCAUGAAGGAACCAAGGUGGUGUUCCGCUAUGCCCUGGCCAUUUUCAAGUACAACGAGGAGGCGAUCAUGCAGCUGCAAGAUGGCCUGGAGAUCUAUCAGUACCUGCGCUUCUUCACCAAGACCAUCUGUGACAGCCGGAAGCUGAUGAACAUCGCCUUCAACGACAUGAACCCCUUCCCCAUGAAACAGCUGCGGCAGCUGCGGGCAGCCCACCGGGAGCGACUGGAGGCUGAGCUUCGGGAGCUGGAGCUGCUCAAGGCCCAGUACUUGGAAAGAAAGGCUACCUUGGACCACACGAGGCCUGAGGGGGGCGCCAGUGAGGAUGAAGGGGAGGGCGAUGCCUGAUCUGGACGCACCCUUCCCCAGAGCCUUUCUACCCCUGGAGCUUAGCGUGGACCAGGGCUCUAGACCCAUCUCCACGUGAGCCUGGAUAGGUCCUUUCCCUCCCUGGGCCUCAGUCUCCCCACAGGACACUACGGUGAAGCCAUCGGUUGGGUUACCUCUCAGGGGCACUGACUCAGGGAUGCCACCUGGCUCUCCCCCCACAAAGCCCUGUCUCUAAGUUAUACCUGCAUAAAGCAGUGUCAGCGUGAAAAUCGCUCACCAGCUUUGGAACUUCCAUGGCUCUUAGUUAGGAGCUGUUCCUGAUGGAGCCAAGGUGUCAGGGUGUGCCACCCACCAUUGGGGCUGUCGUCCUCAGGCCUCUGGCUCUCAUUCCAUGGGUGUCAGGCUCCUGACUGCCCUGGAGAUGGCCCCAAGUCAUCGGGGUCACAGCUGUCUUCCAGGUUGACUAGGUCUGCAUGCAGACUGGCCCUGUGUACCAGGGCCUGUUUCCUGACCUUGGGCCACUAGCCCCAUCUUGGGAAGUUCCCAGAGAAAACCCCUGCCCACCACUGCAAGGAGUGGAGACUGAACAAGGUGUCCCAGGCCACGUGCCCCCUUCUGCCCUGGCACUGGCUGGACAGCAGGUCAGCUCCUUCUGCAAAGCAGAUGACUGGGAGAGACCACUGAACGUGGCAGGUGCUGCAGCCCACUCAGGGCCGAGCUCAGGGCUUUGUGACUGGGCCAGCGUCGGUUCUUCAGGGUCCUUCCAGGUCCUUGUCAGAAGACUCAGGCAGGGCUCAUGGCUGCACCAGUGAAUCUGAGAACUCAUUCCUCUGGAGACAUGGGGUGAGGUGAGCUAGGCCCUCCUGGGCUUGAUGCAUGGGGUGGGGUCUCCCAUGGAUUCCUUCUCUCUGGACCCUGGAACACUGCCCUCCAUCCUCCUAGCCUUGAUCUGAGACUUGAGGCAGAUGUUUCUUCACCAGGGACCAGGUACCCACGGGCAUGAACUUGAAGGGCGGUGCCCCCACACCUCAUAGCCCUGGGAGGAUGCUCAGAGCUCCUUCCCUUCCCACACACCCCUGCAGCCCUGGGGCUCCGGCACUAACCCGGAGGUUGGCCAGCCUCACAGGCACACAGCAUGGCAAAAGAUGAUACUAGCCCAGCACAGAGUGACAAGUACCCAACAGUAGCAAGCUGCCUCCUAGGAAGGCCCUGGCAGUCCUUCUUACCCCAGCCAAAAAUUCACAUCCUUCUAGCAAAAGCAAAUACCUGAGCCAGAUGCGCUGGUGCACACCUGUAAUCCUGGCUACUUGACCAGCUGAGGCAGGAAGAGCUGGAGUUCAAGGCCAGCCUCGGCAGUGCAGAGACUGCUUCUCAACAACCAGCUCUGGUCGUGGAGUGGGCACGGGGCCUGCUGGAUAUGGGCAGCCUCCUCCCGCUCCUCAGCAUCCUCCUCCUUGUCCCUCACACCUCUUUCCCCUCCUUCCUACUGCUCCUCCAUCCCUCUUCUUUUCUCUUUUCCCCAUGGUCUCCCUCCUUUUUUCUCUUCCUCCCUCUUCCUCUUCUCCACUUCUCUGGUUCCCACCUGGCUAUUCCUGAGAAUCCCGAGUGGCUUGGAAAGUACUGGUGCUCAGCCUGUGCCCAAGGGCAUUCUGGUGCUGGCAGACCCACAGGACAGGCUGCCUCCUCCCCUCCUGAAGCAGGGAGCUGGCAAUGAGAACAGCCCAUCCCGCACGCAGCACCUACCUGCACAGCAGCUCAGGCUAAGGUGACUGACAGGAGCCAGCACAGUGGCUGGCUAACCUGUGGGGAGUCACACAGCCAGGACUGGCGGAGCCAAGCCUAAGGGGAGAGGCCCCGAGCGCUCUGUGCCUUCUCGGGAACCUGGAUACCUCCCAGGGGAAAGGGCUGGCCCACCGGCUGUGCCUUUUGUGGACUAGCUCUAGCAAAGGAAAAUGGAGGAAUAAAGACCUUCUGAUUUGUUGCCUCA